UGGAAGAAGAAUAAUAAGAGUAAGUUAAAUUUGUGUAAAACUUUCUCUACCACUUGUGACAAUUGGUUGCAUACAAAGGAGGAGCAAGUUUAUAUUACUGUGGAGCAGCACCCAAGGAUAGAAGACUUGGAUUAUGUCGUAGUUUCAAUCGACAAAGAGAAUUUGGAGCCCACAAUAUUAACUAAGAUCGAUAAUCCCUUUCCUGACUGUGUCUUUCAUCCAUAUGAUUCUUGCAAUGGUUUGAUUUUACUGUUGUAUGAUAACAUUUGGGGUAAAGAUCCCGACAUUUCCCAGGAGGCUAUUUGGAAUCCGACAACCAACAAACUCAAAAUCAUUCCUACAUCUCCCUUUACCUUGGACCCGUAUAAGAACUAUAAGAAGAAAAUCUGCAAUCAUUUUGGUUUUGGGUAUGAUUCCACAUGUAACGACUACAAGGUGAUAAGAUUUCUGGAAAGAUAUGAUCGCUCCCUUGCCGUGGCUGAAUUAUAUUCUCUCAAGACUAACUCAUGGAAACACGUCUACUUUAAUCCAAUUAGCCUUUAUCCGUACGGCGAUCCAUUUGCAAAAAUUCACGCAAAUGGCACUUAUUACAGGUUAGAUAUCGUAGACUUAAAUUACAUAGACUCCAAUUCUAUCCGGCCUUUUAACUUUGCUACGGAGGAGUUUGAUUCAUUAUAUAUUCCUAUUCCCCCGACUGAUAAGUUGAAUAGAUAUAAAUUUUGUCAUAUGAAGCUCGUUGAAUAUUGGGGCUCACUCGGUUUUUUGGCUUCGACUAGUAUGUGGGUAGACGGCGUGAAGUAUAAUGAUUUUGAACUUUGGGUGUGGGACGACGCCAAUUUGUUGUGGCGACUAGAGUCAACGUUUCUCGUCAAUAAGAUGCAUAGUUUUAUGGGCCUCUUUGAGAAUGAUAAGUUGUUUUAUCUACAGUUGGGGUUGGGGGGUCAUCUGACGGUCCAAGAUUGUGCAAUGAAUAAGGUGAUGAACCUGUCGAAUGUCUGUAGUCAAAGGGUGGGCAAGAUAUUCCCUUUUGUUGAGAACUAUGUUUCGUUGAGCUCGUAUGGAAAA
Molecule: messenger RNA, 1065 nt
Organism: Striga asiatica
Lineage: Eukaryota; Viridiplantae; Streptophyta; Magnoliopsida; Lamiales; Orobanchaceae
Source: the annotation of a GenBank genome assembly